This is a messenger RNA of Alosa alosa (allis shad), 1982 nucleotides long. RefSeq names its product B-cell receptor-associated protein 29-like. The transcript has 8 exons. Gene Ontology annotation, cellular component: endoplasmic reticulum membrane; endoplasmic reticulum. Gene Ontology annotation, biological process: endoplasmic reticulum to Golgi vesicle-mediated transport; intracellular protein transport. NCBI's taxonomy places the organism in Eukaryota, Metazoa, Chordata, Actinopteri, Clupeiformes, Clupeidae. The record is from RefSeq and is a predicted model, not a curated record. Bases 368 to 1111 code for a protein of 247 amino acids.
UCAAAGCUUAAUACAUGUAGACUAAAAUGUAAGAAUGUUACAGACAGGCUAUAGUCAGGUAUAUCAGGUUAUCAAUCAAGAAAUGUUUAUAUUGUCGGUCAGUUAUUCACGCAAUAGUUUAACACUUUACUCUAUGUAGCAUACUUUCAUUGUUUAGGCAGUAGUAUAACAAGAGGCUUUCUAUGUUUUUUUUUAUCAUUCAGUUCCUGGGUUGCUUUGAUAUGUGCUGGAUAAAGUUACCUUUAAAAUCCUAAAUUACUGGACUACUAGACUAAUAUUUGCGUUUGCCUGCCGCGCGUCGCAGUGACCGAGGGGGUGUGACUUGAAUGGAGUUGUUUCCUACCGUCUUCAUAUCGGCGCAUUAUAUAUGUGGUUCGGGCUCAGAGUGUAUAAGAGAAUGACUCUACAAUGGACAGCGGUGGCUCUUUUCCUCUACGCUGAGAUAGCGUUCAUUCUCAUCCUCUGCCUGCCCCUCCUAUCAGCCCAGAGAUGGCAGAAAAUAUUUAAGUGGAACAUAUGGAGCGUGAUGUCACCUUAUUGGAACAGAUUCUUUUUUGCCAUGAUAUUGAUCCUCAUAGUUCUUUUUCUUGAUGCCUUGAGAGAAGUCAGGAAGUAUUCAGCCGAGGAGGCGUCAACAGAUUCCCAGCUGCACCCCAACUUCUCAGACCAUGUGCACAUGAUGCUCUUUAGGGCCCAGAGGAAUCUCUAUAUCUCUGGAUUCUCCCUCUUUCACUGGCUCAUCAUGCGGCGCAUCAUCACCUUGAUUCACCAGGUGGCGCUAGCUGAGGGCACCGGAGCUGCACUGCAGGCCCAGGCAGAAGGUGCCAACCAGGCUGCCAAGAAAUACAUGGAGGAAAACCAGAAACUGAAAGACUCCCUGCAGGAACAGGAGAGUGCAAAGUCCGUGAGAGCCCAGCUGAUGAGACAGGAAGUGGAGAGCGCAACGAAAGACCUCAAAGCUGCUGAUGACGCAUUGCGGAGGUCUCGCACUGAAGUGGAGGCAGUGAAGAAACAAGCUCAGGGCCUCACUAGAGAGUAUGAUCGACUGUUGAAGGAACAUCAGAUACUGCAGAAUCUUUACAAUGGAUCCGAAGACAAAAAAGAUCAAUAGGCCAGAAACCCUAGUGAACCACAAAUGUUGGGAAGUUAUUCUUAAUUUUUGUUACAACCCAAUUUUUCUUUCAGUGAGUAUACUAUCUUCUUACACAUUAACGGUUAGCAUGGGAAACACUUGAAUGUAGACCACAUCCCAUUCUGGGUGCCAUUUGUAUCAUCAGACAUUUUGCGAUAUUCUAAUCUAAACGCUUCUGUGUGUGGUUAUAUAUUAAAUCACCUAUAAUAUAGGUGAUAUAUGAUAUACCUCCUCUCUGUACGAAUCAUUGUGAUGUUUGAUUCUUAUUCUGUGGCAGCCCCAUAGCCCUUAUCAGAGUAAUUGUCAUUAUGCUUCACCAAGUGAAUAAUGCUUUCAAAUCAAUGACUGUACUGAAGUGUAAUUAAAACAGAAAUUGUUUGUUCAGUGUAGUUGUCCAGAAGCAGUUGUCCAAUGUUCAAUGGCGCAAACAGCAAUGCCUGUUUGCAUUAAGCUGUAAACAACUUGCAUAUGGCACGCAUUCAGAGCCUGUGAGUCCUGCCAUGUCCUGUCAGUGUACAGGAACUAGCAGCACUGAGAUGAUGUUAUAUAGGGAAUGAAAGAACUGCAAGAACAGGGUAACUCCUUUUGCAAGACUGUAUUGUAUUAAAAAUGGAAUUUCAACUAGGCAUAACGGUGGUUCAACAUACUGUAAAAUCAAGUAAAUGAAUACAAAAAUUACUGCAAUGGGCCGAUAAAAAAAAAAACAAUGGCGUUUUCAUACACAGUGCAUGAAGAACACAAAGACAAUCCUGUAGCCUUUUACAGAAGUGUACAUCUGCAAAACACAGAGAAAAUAAAAACAACAAGGAACAGAGAGAGAAAACAACAUACAUUAAAAUGCCCUGUAAAG